Molecule: messenger RNA, 234 nt
Organism: Dictyostelium purpureum
Lineage: Eukaryota; Evosea; Eumycetozoa; Dictyosteliales; Dictyosteliaceae
Exons: 1
Molecular function (GO): GTP binding
Source: RefSeq, a predicted model, not a curated record
AAUGAAAAUGAUUCUUAUCAUAGAACAAAGAGUAAAACUGCUAGUUGUAAUACCUAUUCUUUUAAAAAAGAUUCAAAAACUUUUUCUUUCAUUGAUACACCAGGUUUAUCUGAUACACGUGGUGUUGAACAAGAUGACAUAAACAUUGGUAAAAUUAUUGAAUCUGCCGAAAAUUGCUCUAGUCUAUCAGCAGUUUUAAUUGUUAUCGAUAACAAUUCCAAGAAUGACUAUUAA